Molecule: messenger RNA, 1221 nt
Organism: Eufriesea mexicana
Lineage: Eukaryota; Metazoa; Arthropoda; Insecta; Hymenoptera; Apidae
Product: tigger transposable element-derived protein 1-like
Exons: 2
Coding region: 1-1221 (406 amino acids)
Cellular component (GO): nucleus
Molecular function (GO): DNA binding
Source: RefSeq, a predicted model, not a curated record
AUGCCUAAUCGUACAUUUUUAUCGAAGGAAGAAUCAGUUGCCCAUGGACAUAAGCCUUCCAAAAACCGAUUGACAUUACUUCUUGGUGGAAACUUAGCUGGUGAUUUCAAAUUGAAGCCAUUGUUAGUUUACCAAGCAGAAAAUCCCAGAGCAUUGAAAGGGAAAGAUAAAGAAUUGCUUCCGGUCAUUUGGAAAUCAAAUAAAAAUACCUGGGUUACUGCGUUAAUAUUUAAAGAUUGGUUCACUCAUCAUUUCGUGUCGACAGUUAAACAAUAUUGUAAAAAUAAUAAUUUACAAUUUAAAGCAUUAUUAAUCUUAGACAAUGUUCCAGGAUACCCAAAAUCUCUGCAGAAUUUAUACCCGGAAAUCAAUGUUGUGUUUCUUCCUCCCAAUACUACCUGCCUCAUACAGCCCAUGGACCAAACAGUGAUAGCUACGUUUAAACGAUAUUAUAUGAGGACAAUAAUGACUAAGACCAUCAAGGCAAUUGACAGGCAAGAUGGAUCAACAUUAAUAGAUUUUUCGAAGAAUUAUAAUAUAUGGAACGCAAUAAAUAAUAUUGAAGACUCGUGGGCUGAAAUAAAAGAGUCGACAAUGAAAGGUUCCUGGAAACAAUUAUGCCCAGAAAUGAUGAGCGAUUUUAUAAAUUUUGAAGAAACACCGGAAACUCUCACGGAUGAAAUAGUUAGCGUAACGAAUGAACUAAACUUGGAUGUCAACAAAGAAGAUGUUAAUGAGUUGAUUGAAUCUCACUCAGCACCGCUGUCAAAUGAAUACUUAAUUGAGCAACAAUUGAGUAACAGUGAAAUGCACAAUGAAAGUGAGGAAGAGGAAGCUGAUAAAAACGUCAAGACUUUGACAAUUAAAAAUAUGAAUGAAGCCUUCACGCAUGUUGACAAAUUUUUCACUAUCAUGGAAGAAUGUGAUCCUAAUGGAGAACGUACAUCUCAAAGUAUAAGAGGUGGUAACAGAGAACCUUUUGAAUUUUCUGCCAAUGCUGGACAUCAAUUCAUCAUACCAAGAUCAUCCAGACAUAAGUCUUUAUUUUAUACGGAAAAAUAUUUAGAUAACGAUCUGUUCAACAUAGUUGAACAGACAAAUUUAUGCGCUCAACAAUUCUUACAAAGCCACCCUAAUUUGAAACCGCAAUCAAGAAUGAAAAAAUGGAACCCCAUAAAUCAUAAUGAAAUAAGAUGUUUUAUUGCAUUAUUAAUUUUAUAA